AUGGAUUCAAUAUCGUCUUUCCACUUCACAUCUAUCUAUCUAUCUAUCUAUAUCAAAAUUCUCACAAUAUACAUCGAUGACCGCUUUCUUUCUCACACUCUCUCUCUAUAUGUCUAUUUAUCUAUCCGAGACUGUUCAUAUCUAUCUAUCUAUCUAUCUAUCUAUCUAUCUGUCUGUCUGUCUGUUCAUAUCUAUCUAUCUAUCUAUCUAUCUAUCUAUCUAUCUAUCUAUCUAUCUAUCUAUCUCUGUUCCUCAUCUAUCUAUCUAUCUGUCUGUCUAUUCAUAUCAUAUCUAUCAUCUGUCUGUCUGUUCAUAUCUAUCUAUCUAGUCUCUCCUCAUAUCUAUCUAUCUAUCUAUCUAUCUAUCUAUGUCUGUUCAUAUCUAUCUAUCUAUAUAUAUAUCUAUCUAUCGCGGUCUGUUCAUAUUUAUCUCAGUCUCCUCAUAUCUCUCUGUCUAUCUCAUUCUGUUUACAUCUAUCUAUCUAUAUCUAUCUAUCUAUCUAUCUAUCUAUCUAUAUAUCUAUAUAUAUAUAUAUAUAUCAUUCUUUUAUAUUCUUUCAUAUCUAUCUAUCUAUCUCGGUCUGUUCAUAUCUAUGUCAGUCUCCUCAUAUCUAUCUAUCUCAUUCUGUUUCCAUCUAUCUAUCUAUCUAUCUAUCUAUCUGGGAUAGGCUGCGCCAGGUGUAGCUUCACCCAAUACCGCAAGUUGCUACAAAGCUAA
Acanthosepion pharaonis is the source of this 717-nucleotide messenger RNA. Lineage: Eukaryota; Metazoa; Mollusca; Cephalopoda; Sepiida; Sepiidae. The record is from the annotation of a GenBank genome assembly.